UGUUUUAUUGAAGCAGAUAAAGUUUCCCUCAAUUCUUUUCGAGUUACAACCGGAUGUGUGAGCCCGUAGAUCGGGACUUCGUUCAGAAUGCAUGACCUGUCGCAUCAGUGCCGCCUGUGCUUGGAGGCUUUAGCAGAUAAGGAAGGAUUACCCAUUACUGAUGAAGCGCUACAAGAAAAGAUGAAGCUAUUGUUGGGAUUUGAGGUCAUGCCAGAACUAUCGUGGCUACCAACCCAAGCCUGUGCAAAUUGCACUGGAAUAAUAGAUAGCUUCAUUGACUUCAGACAGAAAGUGAAAUCAAACCAAGACUAUUUGUACUCGCUAAAAGUAGAGGAAACAGUGAAUUUGUCGGAGCAUUCGAGAUCAGGGCUUUCCGAAAACAAUGGCCUCUUGCCGCCAAUAUCCGUAUCCGUAGCGAGCCGUUGUUUUGAAAUAGUUUACUUACCACUUCUGAAACAUGAAGAAGAGACCACUUUCACCAGUCCAACCUUUGCAGAAGUUUUGCUACCGGAAGAAAAUGAAAUCAAAAUAGAGGUUCAAUCCGACUCAGACGAACUCGCCAAUAGUUCAGUAGUCCAGUCGGACGAUGCGAUCCCUAAUAGUCCCAUGGAAAAGCAGAAAAAGACGACGGGGAAGGCCAAGAGACGCCAUCCUCCACAGGAAUGCUCUAGUUCGUCGCUGCCUGCUGUCGAGACCAAUAAGAGAAAACGACAUUUUCCCGUAAAAGACGAGCAACGAUUGAAGGAUUUUUAUCAACUGGUUUGCGAAAUUUGUAAAACCGUUUCGGAUUCGUUUUCCGACCUUCUCGCCCAUUACCGUAAAGAACACAACACGGAAGGUUUUGUUCGCUGUUGUGACGCUAAGUUCAAGUCCAAAACGAUGGCACUUGAGCAUGUGGAUGGACAUCUGGGCACGAUACGGUGCGACAUUUGCAAUAAAACGUUCCUCUACGCUAAUUCGCUAAAACUGCACAAACUCGACCGCCACAGUGAUCCGGAAGCGAAACCAUUCAAAUGUGACAAGUGUCAUCGGUCGUUCGCAAGGCCAUUCUUGCUGAAAGCACAUCUGAAGUCUCAUGUCCAGGAACCGUGUCCAACUUGUGGCAAGAUGCUGGGAAACCGGAGAGCCUUAACCACGCACAUAGAAAGAGUACACGGGGACAUGCCUAAUCUGAUUUGUGAUAUCUGCGGUAAAGUAGCAGCCACCAAAACGACUAUGGAACGCCACAUGAACAUACACAUGGGCCGUGAAACUGUUAAGCGAGUUCAAUGUAUUCAUUGCCUGAAAUGGUACAAGGGAAAAUACGUGCUUGAAAAGCAUGUCCAGCACGCGCACCUAGAACAAGGAGAAACAUUUCAGUGCGACAUUUGCCAAAAAUCGUAUCCCAAUAGUCGCGCUCUAAUGUUGCACAAGGAGACACACGACGAGCCAAAAUAUGAAUGCGAGACCUGCGGCAGACGGUUCAGGAGGAGACAACUCUUUCGAAAACACAUGGCAAAUCAUACGGACAAGUCCGACUAAAAGUGUACGGCGCCUAAAAUGGUAUAGUCGAAAGUGUGUGUCCCACAAAUCUUUCAGUGCGGCAUUUGUCUAAAAUUGCGCUAAUGUUGCAUAAGGAGACGUACGAUCGGCCAAAAUAUGAAUGCGAGAAUUGCAACAGACGGGUGAAAAGGAGACAAUCCUGUGAAAGCAUGCGAAAAUUUAUACGGUCAACUUCCGUACUCAACUUUUUCAAUUCAGUAAAGUGCACAAUAAUUAGCUGCCCCCGAAUUAGCUGCCUUGAAGACAGCAAAGAUGUAAAACAGAAUCAAGCGAAAGUAACCCAAAAAACUCUUCGUCGUCUCACCAUGUUUUUUUUACCUAAAUAUUUAACUUUAUUUACCUGAGAGCUACUUUGUAAGGUGCGUUGGCAAAU
This is a messenger RNA of Anopheles bellator, 1915 nucleotides long. RefSeq names its product zinc finger protein 90-like. The record is from RefSeq and is a predicted model, not a curated record. Bases 88 to 1521 code for a protein of 477 amino acids. Lineage: Eukaryota; Metazoa; Arthropoda; Insecta; Diptera; Culicidae. Gene Ontology annotation, molecular function: zinc ion binding; DNA-binding transcription factor activity, RNA polymerase II-specific; RNA polymerase II transcription regulatory region sequence-specific DNA binding. The transcript has 2 exons. Gene Ontology annotation, biological process: regulation of transcription by RNA polymerase II. Gene Ontology annotation, cellular component: nucleus.